Messenger RNA from Trichosurus vulpecula (common brushtail), 951 nucleotides. RefSeq names its product olfactory receptor 11G2-like. The record is from RefSeq and is a predicted model, not a curated record. Gene Ontology annotation, cellular component: membrane. Gene Ontology annotation, molecular function: G protein-coupled receptor activity; olfactory receptor activity. Gene Ontology annotation, biological process: G protein-coupled receptor signaling pathway. Bases 1 to 951 code for a protein of 316 amino acids. The transcript has a single exon. NCBI's taxonomy places the organism in Eukaryota, Metazoa, Chordata, Mammalia, Diprotodontia, Phalangeridae.
AUGGAUAUUUAUAGUAUCUACAACAUCUCCAAUAAUAUUGCUGGUUUCAUCCUCCUUGGAUUCCCUUGUCGUAGAGAGAACCAGCACCUCUUCUUUUCACUAUUAUUCAUCAUUUACAUUCUAACUCUUUUGGGAAAUGGAGCCAUCAUCUGUGCAGUAGUCCAGGAUCAGAAACUCCAAACACCAAUGUAUAUAUUCCUGGCCAACUUCUCCUUUGUAGAGAUUUGGUAUGUUACUACUGUCAUCCCUAAUAUGUUGGUCAACUUCCUGUCUGAGACCAAGGUCAUAUCCUUCUCUGGCUGCAUUCUUCAGUUCUACUUCUUUUUCUCUUUGGGUAUCACAGAAUGUUGUUUUCUAGCAGUUAUGGCAUUUGACAGAUACUUAGCAAUAUGCAGGCCUCUGCAUUAUCCAACCAUCAUGACAGGACAUCUCUGCACAAACCUGAUGAUCAGUUGCUGGACACUUGGCUUCCUCUGGUACCUGGUCCCCAUCAUUAUCAUUUCUCAGAUGUCCUUUUGUGAUCCUAAGAUUAUUGACCACUUUCUGUGUGACCCUGGACCACUGCUAGCUCUCACAUGCACCCGAGUCCCUAUAAUGGAACUCACUUGUUCCACCUUGUGUUCUUUGAACCUCUUUGUUCCUUUUGGAUUCAUCAUGGGAAGUUAUGCCCUUGUUCUGAGAGCUGUGCUGAGAGUCCCUUCCACAGCAGGUCGGCGAAAAGCCUUCUCCACUUGUGGCUCCCACUUAGCUGUUGUGUCCCUGUUCUAUGGAUCUGUGAUGGUGAUGUACGUGAAGCCAGCUUCAGGGCAUGAUUCUGGGACCCAGAAGAUUGUGACUCUCUUUUAUUCCGUUGUCACCCCAUUCUUAAACCCUAUGAUCUACAGCCUUAGGAAUAGGGAAAUGAAGGAAGCCCUGAGGAAAAUGCUAGGGAAAAGAGAGUUAGAAUCUUAA